Molecule: messenger RNA, 1527 nt
Organism: Camellia sinensis
Lineage: Eukaryota; Viridiplantae; Streptophyta; Magnoliopsida; Ericales; Theaceae
Source: RefSeq, a predicted model, not a curated record
AUGAGCCUUCGAAAAAGUCCGAUCCUCGCCCAUUUUACUUUUGCUAGCAUUGUUCUCAUACUUCUUCUUCAGCCUCCUCACUUUUUCAAACAAUUGGGUCUUGCUAACAUCAAUGUGCAACGAUUUCUUGAUGAAAUCAUAAAAAACAUUCAUAUCAACGAGUGGAUCAAACCCUUUUUUGCAAUCCGCAAAGAGAAAUCUCUCGGCCUCUUGUGCUCCAAGUUUCUUAACUUUUAUAAUCAAGAUGGCGUGGACUCGAUUGGAUUGGAUGAUGCUGCAAAUCGAUUAGGUGUUGAGCGGAGGCGAGUUUACGAUAUUGUCAACAUAUUAGAAAGUGUUGGUGUAUUAUCAAGAAAAACGAAGAAUCAGUAUUUUUGGAAAGGUUUUAGUGCAAUCCCACGGGCUUUAGAUGAGCUUAAGGAAAAAGCAUUGAGAGAGAACUUCUGCACCUCAGGUGUCUUCCAUUCUGCCAAUGUUUCAAGUGUAAACCAUUGUGGAGGGCCUUCAAAUUCUAAAACUGAUAGGAAAGACAAGCCUUCUGUAUCAAAUAAAGUUGACAACAGGAAGGAGAUAUCUCUGGGUCUUCUUACGAUGAAUUUUGUCAAGCUUUUCAUUUGUUCCCACCUAAGCUACAUAUAUGAUUUGAUCUCUUUAGAUAAUGCAGCAACAGCAUUGCUUGGUGACAUCCACGAUCCAACAACUAUGAGAACAAAAGUAAGACGCCUUUAUGAUAUUGCAAAUGUCUCAUUGAAAAGACUCAGCACCCAGAGAGCAGGAAACUGGCAUUUAGAUGAUCACAAACACACUCUUUCUAAAAAAUCUAAGUCCGAAUCUUCAAUUGAUUGCAACUCAAACGAGAAAGCAGAUAUGCCAAUGCUUAUGAAACACAACAAUUCGAAAGAUAAACAUGACAGGAGCUCAUUGGAGCAGCAAGGAAGAUAUUCAUCCAAGGGUUCUGUAUUUGGCCCUUUCACUCCGGCCAGUGUGCCCAAAGUGGGAGAUUCAGGAAACAAAAAUGAAAGACGAGUUAACUUGGCUUCUUAUCGUCCUCAGUAUCACAACCAAGCUUUAAGUGACCUUUUUGCUCAUUAUGUUGCGGCAUGGAAGUCAUGGAAUGUCGAAGUUGAUGAGAAGAAACAAACGCAACAAGUAUCUUGAUCCCACUUAUUCUAACUUCAGAGAUAAUCAAGUGCAAGUUCAACAGAGAAUGCUAUACUAUGUUUCCCUUUCUUGACUAAGAGUUUUAAGCCUUAUGUUUGAUGCAUUUUCUUGAUGCACCAACCAGAAUAGCCAGCACCCGUCUAUUAACUCCUGACAUUAUAGCAUUGACGGUUUUAGUUUCUCCAAUUCACAGUUGUAAAUUGCAGUUUCUUAGCUUGGAUUUGAUGAACAUGCAAGGCCUUAAUGACAUGUUUAUAGAAAAAACUUAUUAACAUUUCCAACACUUCUUGGCAACUUGUACUGUGUUGUUUAGAUAUUUGUUUUAUGAAUAAUGUUAUAUAUACUAAUUAAUGUACACACUAGUAU